GUUGUGUAUCAUGUUGAGCUUUGAAAAGCUCAAGCUAGUUCAGGCUAGAGGGCUAGACCAUUUGAUUUAAUUUUUGAUUAGAAAUUUUUUAUUAAUAAUAAUUAUUAGAAUAAUUUCUUAUUAGUUCGUAUAGUUUUAUUUGUAUAGUUCGAUUUGUUUUAUUAAAUUCAAUUAACAGUAAAACGACUCAUCAUGGCAGUAUCAGUCACUUCGAGGGCAAAAGACCCGGUAGAAUUAAUAUUGAUGGAAAAGCUACAACUGUCUACGAAGGCUGAAAUCAAGAAAAUUAAAUCAAAGAGAUCAGAGUUCAGCAACAAAAUCGCUCAUUGCGUGAAGAAUAAGAAUAAGAAGAAACACAUUUUGCAGUUUAUCGACUACGAGAUAACCUUGCUCUUCUUGGUUAGAGCGAGGAAACAGCAAAAAGGUCUAUCAUCAUCAUCAAGCAAAUCGCAUAUAUCGCUGUCCAAAUUACAGCAUUGUGCAAUCAAGCAAUACUAAGCUAUCCCAACGAUCUUGGAAUUAGGCUUUCCUACAUCAAAUUCUGCAGACAAAUUAAGUUUGGCAAGAAGUGGCUUGGUGUGGUGCUGAAGGAGGCGACCGUGAACAUCAGCGGCAGCGUUACACUAUGGGAGCUGCGCAUGCGCAUGCACUUGGUUUGGGACGAGGUUGGUGAGGCGACCGCCAUCCUUGAUGAGGCCAACCUCGCGCUGCAGGGUGAUGCUGCGUUGCCGCUCUGGCAACAUAUGCUGCUCUAUUGGCUGGCCAACGAUCCCACCAAGCACAAAGUCAAGGUUAAUGAAUUUCUGAAGAAAGCAUCCAAUAUGGAGAAUCAACCAGCCAUCUGUAACCAUUUCAGAGUGAUUUGGUUGGGGUGGAUUGUUUUGAAGAAGGGCAUUAGUGCAGCUCGCGAUUUCUAUUUAAAAAUGGCCAAGCGAUCUCCUCCCUGCCUCCAACUGCAUCAUAAGAUGAUUGAGUACGAGAAAAUGCAGGAAGACUGCAAUGAAGCCUGUCUUCGCAUAUACUACGUCCUUGCUUGCAUUCAUUUCGGAACUGAUAAUAAAGAAAUAUGGCUAGACUAUUUCCGAUUUGAAAAGGAGUACGGAAAACCUGGACAGAUGGGAGACCUUUACAACGAUGCUUGCUCAUAUCUCAACAAGUCAUUGGUGGAGCAAUUCAAGGAGGAGUAUAAUCAACUCAAUAAAUGAACUCGUUUCUCCAAAACAGAAUUCACACAUUUCGAAAAAAACUUUAUCACAAUUAUAAUUUGAUGUUCUGUCAGUGUCGCAAGUUGAACAAGUUUGCUUCCAUUUGAGUAUCAUCCAAUAUUUUUAUUUUUCAUUUGAAAUUUUUGUCUCUUUACAUUUAUUGAGAAAAAAACUA
Nilaparvata lugens (brown planthopper) is the source of this 1380-nucleotide messenger RNA. Its product is annotated as U3 small nucleolar RNA-associated protein 6 homolog. Gene Ontology annotation, biological process: maturation of SSU-rRNA from tricistronic rRNA transcript (SSU-rRNA, 5.8S rRNA, LSU-rRNA). Gene Ontology annotation, cellular component: small-subunit processome; Pwp2p-containing subcomplex of 90S preribosome. The record is from RefSeq and is a predicted model, not a curated record. The coding region runs from base 639 to 1205 and encodes 188 amino acids. Gene Ontology annotation, molecular function: snoRNA binding; protein binding. The transcript is spliced from 6 exons. NCBI's taxonomy places the organism in Eukaryota, Metazoa, Arthropoda, Insecta, Hemiptera, Delphacidae.